This is a messenger RNA of Brassica oleracea var. oleracea, 669 nucleotides long. RefSeq names its product putative wall-associated receptor kinase-like 11. The record is from RefSeq and is a predicted model, not a curated record. Gene Ontology annotation, cellular component: plasma membrane. Gene Ontology annotation, biological process: cell surface receptor signaling pathway; protein phosphorylation. Lineage: Eukaryota; Viridiplantae; Streptophyta; Magnoliopsida; Brassicales; Brassicaceae. The transcript is spliced from 3 exons. Bases 1 to 669 code for a protein of 222 amino acids. Gene Ontology annotation, molecular function: protein serine/threonine kinase activity.
AUGCAAAUUGUGGAUGCAACCGAGGUUACGAAGGCAACACCUACCUCUUUAACGUAUGCAAAGGAUUCAGGUUUUGGCAUCUUAGUCCUAGUAGCUGGUAUCUUGAUGCUUAGAAAGUUUAUUAAGAAGAGAAGGAUCACUCAAAGAAAAAAGAAAUUCUUCAAACGUAACGGGGGACUAUUGUUGCAACAACAACUUGAUACAAAUAAAGGCAUCUUAGAGAAGACGAGAGUAUUCACCUCAAGUGAGCUUGAAAAAGCCACAGAAAUCUUCAGCGAGAACAGGAUACUUGGACAGGGUGGUGAAGGCACUGUUUACAAGGGAAUGCUUGUCGAUGGUAAAACUGUUUCUGUCAAGAAAUCUAAAGCUGUAGAUGAAGACAAACUAGAGGAGUUCAUCAACAAAGUCGUCAUUCUCUCACAGCACAUCCGUGAAGAAUCUGAUGAUUACACAAUGAUAUGGGGCGUGCGUCUGCGCAUUGCUGUAGAUAUUGCAGGAGAUCUUUCCUAUCUGCACUCUGCUGCGAGUUCUCCAAUCUAUCAUAGAGAUGUCAAGUCAACAAACGUAUUAGGCCCUGUUCGUUUCGUAAACUGGAUGAGAAUUCCAGACGCGGCAUCUGCGCGCAGUAAUUGGAUGCAGCAAUCAGAUGUUGUUCGUUCGCAUUUCUGA